UUUCUUUCUUCUGUUUUGAGAGAGGGUCAAGUAAUCUUGCUUAGGAUUAAGUGUGUUUUUUUAAUUUAUUUAAAAAAUUAAUUAAUCCAUCUCAGCGAAGGCUCUUACGUUAGAUUUUCCAAAUUUUACUUACCAAACUCGCACAAGACAAACCCUAACCCUAGCUUUAUCCCUAAUUUUGGCCAUUAUUACCGUCAGGACUUGAGGUUAAAGCCACCCCCACCACCAAAUGCCCAGGGGAGGCCAAGUUGCAUAAGUUUCUCAAACCUUUCUUACCAGACAUUUGGUUCAGAGACCAAACUCUAAAGCAUGUUAUUUACAAGAUGCAGCUUCAUUUCUACCCUCCUCUCAGCAGCGCCCCAUCUACUUCUCCACCAUCCGAGCCUGAUUUAACAUCCUUUCACUCCGUUUCCUUCGACCCUUCCGCACCAGAUUACACCUCCCUUCUCUCCGACGAACUCCUCCUCAAUAUACUCUCUAAGCUUCCCAUCUCUCAACAUGUCUCUAAUUCCUUGGUCUGUAAACGUUGGCUGCACCUUCACGGCCGAUUGGUGUACUCCCUUAAAGUUGCAGAUUGGUCCUUUGUUACUUCGGGUCGGGUAUUUACCCGGUUUCCCAAUCUCACCGAUUUAGACCUCGUUCGUUCGUGUAUUCAGAUGCCGAAGAGCUCUGGCAUUAUCGUAACCCACAAGACUAUGUCGGUUCAUGUCGAUACUCAUUUCAUUCUCGACGGAUUUCUCGAAGAAACGGCGUUGUUGCCAUCGAAUGCGGUGGACCAAGGGCUUAGAAUGAUAGCCGGAAAGUACCCGAAUUUACAGAGAUUGGCGGCGACCGGGGCAAGCGAAGAAGGGUUGUUGAGAAUAGCAGAGGAGUGUCCUACAUUGCAAGAAUUGGAGCUUCAUUGCUGCGGGGAUUUGGCUUUGAGAGGUAUUGCAGGGAUUAAAAAUUUACAGGUAGUGAAGCUAAUGGGGUUCAUUGGUGUGUUCUACAAUUCAACGAUUUCAGAUAUUGGGUUAACGUUAUUGGCUCAAGGGUGUAGAAGGUUAGUUAAGCUCGAGCUUUGUGGGUGUGAAGGUAGCUAUGAUGGGAUUAAGGCGAUAGGACAAUGCUGCCAAAUGCUCGAAGAAUUGACCCUUUCUGAACAUAGAAUGGAUGGUGGGUGGUUAGCUGGGCUUUCGUUUUGCGGGAAUUUGAAGACUCUGAGGCUUAGGUCUUGUAAAAGUAUUGAUAAGAGUCCAGGGGCGGAUGAGCAUUUGGGGUCCUGUUUGACUCUUGAAGAGUUGCAUCUGCAGGGCUGUCAAAUUCGGGACAAGCAAAGUGUUAAAGCUUUGUUUUUGGUUUGCGAGAAUGUUAGGGAUAUUGUGUUACAUGAUUGUUGGGGUUUGGAGGACGAUGUGUUUAGCCUUGCAAGUAUUUGUAGGAGAGUGAAGCUUCUUUCUCUCGAAGGAUGCUCGUUGCUAACUAUCAGAGGUCUGGAGUUGGUAGUGCUUUCAUGGAAAGAGCUUCAACGAUUGAGAGUGAUGUCGUGCAACAAUAUCAAGGAUACUGAAGUCACACCUGAACUGGCAACCUUGUUUUCUGUCCUGAAAGAGUUGAUAUGGAGACCAGAUUCUCGUUCUCUGCUAUCAUCGAAUCUUGCAGGGACCGGAAUGGGAAGGAAAGGUGAUAGAUUCUUCAAGAGAUCAAAGGAUUGAUUGUGCUGCCUAUUUCCAUACAUCUAGGUUUGAUGUAGUUAAUGCACAUAUGAACCAAAUAGUAGUAGUAGCUGCAAAGAAAAUGCGAUAGAAACACGACCCUUGGGAUUCUACAAUCACCAUCCAUGCUAGUAGUGUAGAUGGUGAAGCAAGUAUUACUUUGAUAAAUGUGUUUUUGGUGCCUGGGAAUGUUGUACCGUGUAAUUUUUCAUUGAGGUUAGAUUUUUUAAUUUUAUUAACAAGUAGAGUCAUCUGACUUGUUAGUUGAUGUAAAACACAAGGGUUAAUGAUGUAGUUUACACAGUUUUAUGCUCUUUGUUCAAACUCACUGUAAUUAGGAUCUAUUUGAUUACCUUUAUUUAUGGAAUAAAUGAUCUUUUAUUUAGGAUCAAUGUUAGAGAUGC
This is a messenger RNA of Gossypium raimondii (Peruvian cotton), 2098 nucleotides long. RefSeq names its product F-box protein At5g07670-like. Lineage: Eukaryota; Viridiplantae; Streptophyta; Magnoliopsida; Malvales; Malvaceae. The transcript has 2 exons. The record is from RefSeq and is a predicted model, not a curated record. Gene Ontology annotation, cellular component: SCF ubiquitin ligase complex. Bases 324 to 1694 code for a protein of 456 amino acids. Gene Ontology annotation, molecular function: protein binding. Gene Ontology annotation, biological process: SCF-dependent proteasomal ubiquitin-dependent protein catabolic process.